CACUCGUGCUCCAUUUUGAAGGUGUAUAUUAUGUAUGUAUGUCUAUAUGUUUAACAAUGUAUUUCUCUUAAAUUAGACAUUGGAUUGAAAUGACACUUUUUGUUUAAUUAACUAUUUUCAAAUAUAAAAGAAAACUUACUAAAUGAUUUUAGAUAUGGUCUGUUACCAAAAUACUAGUGUAAAAACGUCUUGCUCCAAGAAUAGUGGAUUAGGUUAAGUAAGAACUGCUACCAUCACAGAAAAAAAGUAUGAUUAAAUACAGACGAAGGUGUCCAUUUAUUAUUAUUAGUUAGAAGUAAUAAUACGGAUCGGUGAUCAAGACAAGUUUCAGUCCGAUCUCAAUAGAUUCUCUAAGUAUAGUCACGAAAAUAAGCUAAAACUAAAUACUAAUCAAUGUAAAGUCAUUACUUUCACAAAAAAGAAAAAAAUAUAUAACAGCAAGUACCAUUUUAAUGGUACAAUACUCCAAAAAGUUUGAUAAUAAGUUGAACAACAUAUUAAUGAUAUUGUUAGCAGAUCCCUCAAGAUAUACAAUUUUGUGAUGCACAUUAGUACCUCAUUUAAGCAAACCUCUACUUACCUUGCACUGUACAGGUCCCAAUUUAGAUCACAGCUAGAAUAUGCGGUACCCAUCUGGAAUCCUUUUUAUAACAAAUACAUAGAAACACUUGAAAAUGUCCAAAAGAAGUUGUUACAGGUUAUGCAUUACAGAUGUUAUAUAUGUUAUGCAUUACAGAUACAUUGUUAUUUGUCCUACGACCAGCUAUCUAAAAAAUAUAAUAUAAUCGAUCUAAGUCAAAGACGUACUUUACUUCAAAUGAAAAUGCUUUACGAUCUAUGUCAUAACAAAUAAGACUGUAUCUUUAUAAUAAAUAAACUAAGUUACAGAAUACCAACCAGAACUCACUGUAGAAAUCAAUGUAAAUUAUUUGCAACUGCCUGAUGCCGAACAAAUGCCGGUAAGCGCUCACCACUUUACCGUAUGGUUAAUAAAUUUAACAUAUCAUUUAAUUCUAUAGAUAUUUUGGCGGUGAGUCCUCGUGUAUUUAAGAAAAUGUUGCUUGAAAUACUCCCUUAAACACAUAAGUAGUCUAUAUUAGUAAUAUUUUGUAAUAGUUUGGAAUUUAAAAUCUGUAUUCUUACAAGAGUUCUAAAAAUAAAUCCAAAAACCGAGUAAUUAAAAUAUUGUUAAUGUAGUAAACGGUGUUGGUGGCGAAUUUAAAAUUGAUUAUAUAUUUUUAUUUUUAACUAUAUUACAAAUUGUCACUGUUUGUUUACUCUAAUAAAUGGAAAAAAAAACAUCUGUUAUUAAUAAAAUAAGAAAAAAUAAAAAACAUUCAAAAAAAUUAAACCGAAUUCAAAUAGAUUGUAAUAAAUUGAAGAGAUAAAUAAUACCACAAAUUUUUAUCUUCAAUAAAAUCGAAACAAAAAAAUAUUGUUGCUAGAUUAUUUUAAGAAAACCAUCAUAUGUGGUAAGAGAUUUUUUUUUUCUGAUAGGUAUGUAGGAAAGAAGUAUCUUAUUAAUAAUGGACACGGCUGCCACCGACCUCAAAAAAAAAUUGUUGGUCUUUCCACUUUAUGUGUUUCGAUUUUAUUGAAAAUAAAAUGUAUGGUAUCAUUCCUCUCUUUUCAGUCGUUUCUCUUUAUUACGAUUUUUUGAAGUCGCUUUAAUACUUUUUUAAUUGUUUUUAUCGACACUAGUAUUAUGAAGAGGAAAUAUUUUAUUAUUUGUUUGCAUUAAAUAGGUUCCAAAACUACUCGACCGAUUUUAAAAGUCGCAGAAAAAGUGCUAGUUGGAUAUAAACAAGUUUUUAAUGUCACUUUGUAGUGUUUUAAUUUAAUGUUAUACUGUUACGCCAAAAAAUACUGCAACUGUAGCCUACAAUGUAUCAGAAACUUAAACCUCACCAAAA
This is a messenger RNA of Diatraea saccharalis (sugarcane borer), 1913 nucleotides long. NCBI's taxonomy places the organism in Eukaryota, Metazoa, Arthropoda, Insecta, Lepidoptera, Crambidae. The record is from the annotation of a GenBank genome assembly.